AUGGUCUUCUGCUGCUUCGGAGGAGGGCCGUCAUCUCCACGCGCCCGUGAAAGCAAAGGCACGAAAAGCAAUGACCUAAAGCCGGUGGUGAUGCGCGCGGUGGGCGCGGACGGCGCGCUGCCGCGGUACUCGCAGGAGGAGCUGCGGCGGGCGACGGGCGACUGGCGCACCAAGCUGGGGGAAGGCGGCUUCGGCGCCGUCUACAAGGGCAUGCUGCUGCUGCCGGGUGGGGGAGCGCGCGGGGAAGGGGACGGGGAGAACGGGGGGGAUGAGGAGGAGGAGGCGGAGGAGAGACUCGAGGAGACACUGGAGGGGUUGGAAGUGGCGGAAGUGGAUGGGAAGCGGUUUCUUCCGGUGGCGGUGAAGAUGUGCCAUAUGGAGGAGGAGGAAGACUUGGGGGGAAGGGAGCAGCUGAUGACGGAGAUCAUGGUGAUGACGGCUUUGCGCCAUCCCAAUGUGCUGCGGCUGCUGGGAAUGGCCGUGAUGGGAAGAAACAUCUCAAUGGUCUCUGAAUUCGUCCCUGGGGGCGAUGUUUCACAGCGGCUAGAAAAAGCAAGGGAUGGAGAAAAGCCCUUCCCCUGGCAGGAGCGACUGCGUGUGGCAGAGGGGAGUCUUGAGGGGCUGGCUGCGAUUCAAAAGGCAGGCUUCAUUCAUCGCGACUUUAAGGGCGCCAAUGUGCUUCUAACCAAGACACUCGUUCCCAAGGUGGCGGAUUUCGGAUUGGCCAAGUCAUCCGGGGACAAGUCACAUGUCACGACGCGAGUGGCUGGGUCGAUGGGCUACAUGGACCCUGCUUACUUUGAGCGAGGAUACCUAUCCACGCACUGCGACACGUUCGCCUUUGGAAUCUUCCUGCUAGAGCUUAUAACCGGAUACCCCGCGUUGGACGAGUCCUUUCAAGAGCCCAGGGAGAAGCUGAACGACCCAGACUUCACAGAUUACAGCGAAGUGGUUGAUAAAAGCCUUGAGGGGCAGUGGACGGAGGAGCAGGCGAGGUUCCUGGUGGGGGUGGUGCGCGGGGCCAUUCUGACUGAGUGGGAUGAUCGACUCACCUUGGAGCAAAUACUGGACGCAUGGAAGACUCAUAUAGUACUUGAGGGGUAG
Molecule: messenger RNA, 1104 nt
Organism: Closterium sp. NIES-65
Lineage: Eukaryota; Viridiplantae; Streptophyta; Zygnematophyceae; Desmidiales; Closteriaceae
Source: the annotation of a GenBank genome assembly